Messenger RNA from Aspergillus tubingensis, 4254 nucleotides. Its product is annotated as type I polyketide synthase. The transcript is spliced from 3 exons. Gene Ontology annotation, biological process: fatty acid biosynthetic process; secondary metabolite biosynthetic process. Lineage: Eukaryota; Fungi; Ascomycota; Eurotiomycetes; Eurotiales; Aspergillaceae. Gene Ontology annotation, molecular function: fatty acid synthase activity; 3-oxoacyl-[acyl-carrier-protein] synthase activity. The coding region runs from base 1 to 4254 and encodes 1417 amino acids. The record is from RefSeq and is a predicted model, not a curated record.
AUGGAUUCCAAAGAAUCACCUUCCCCGGCGCUGUCCGUGCAGCUUCCAAAUGAGCCUGUGACCCAUGGUAAAGCUGACAGCCCCUUGGAGCCGAUAGCCAUAGUCGGAUUUGGAUUGCGACUACCUGGGGCAAUUCAUACCGGGGAAGAACUCUGGAAGCUUAUCACAGAGAAGCGAUCUACGCGAAGCAAGAUCCCCAAAAGUCGGUUUAAUGUGAACGGAUUCUAUAGCCCAACUGGACGAGCAGGAUCGGUCACGAUGAAACAUGGACACUUUCUCGCAGAGAGUGAUAAUCUGAAAUAUUUUGAUACUUCCUUCUUCUCGAUGAGUCUAAAGGAGGCGGACGAUGUUGACCCCCAGCAACGGAUGCUGCUCGAAGUUGUCUACGAAUGCAUGCAAUCCUCAGGUCAAGUGAACUGGCGCGGUAGCAAAAUUGGUUGUUAUGUUGGAGUCUGGGGCGAGGACUGGUUGGAUCUCCAUGCCAAGGAUAUACAGGAUGCAGGGAUGUUCCGAGUCCUUGGAGGGCACGAUCUGUCCCUCUCUAAUCGAAUAAGUUACGAAUACGAUUUGAAAGGACCCUCUUUCACCAUCAAAGCAGGGUGUUCGUCGUCCUUGAUUGCUUUGCAUGAAGCUAUCCGAGCGAUUCGUGCGGGCGAUUGUUCCGGGGCACUGGUUGCGGGUACAAAUCUUAUUUUCUCGCCCACAAUGUCCAUUGCCACGGCGGAGCAAGGUACAUUAUCACCUGACGGUUCGUGCAAAACUUUUGAUGUGGCAGCGAACGGAUAUGCCAGGGGGGAAGCCAUCAAUGUCAUCUAUGUCAAGUCCCUUGGAGAGGCGAUCAAAAAUGGCGAUGCAAUUCGUGCCGUUAUCAGGGCGACUGCGACGAAUUUCGACGGUGGAACGCCGAGAAUGGCGACGCCCAGCUCUGAUGCACAUGAGGCAUUGAUCCGUCAAGCAUAUCGAGAAGUGUCGCUCGACCCGAAGCAAACCGUUUUUGUUGAGGCUCAUGGAACAGGUACACCUGUGGGUGACCCCGUCGAAGCUGCGGCAAUCGCACGAGUCUUCGGAGGUAAUCAGGAUCCAGUCUACAUUGGAAGCGUCAAGCCGAACCUGGGCCAUAGUGAGGGCGCUUGCGGGGUAUCGUCAGUUGUGAAGGUCAUACUGGCGUUGGAGAAUAUGAGAAUUCCCCCGAGCAUAAACUUCUCGAUUCCGAACCCGAAUAUUCCCUUCAAGGAGGCUAACAUGGAGGUCCCAGUCGACGUGAUAAAAUGGCCGUCCAAUAAGCCGUUGAGAGCGAGCGUAAACUCCUUUGGUAUCGCGGGAGCAAAUGCACAUAUCAUUCUCGAGAGUGUUACACCUUUCAUGUCUCAAACUACUAUGCCCGACGCCGAUAGCCAGGACCCAAAGGCCAUCUGUGGAAGCUUAAAGUCGCUUCCCCGUCCUCGGAAGUUCAUCCACGUAAUAUCAGCAGCACACCCAGUGUCACUGACACAGAGUCUACUCAAGCAUGAACGAUAUAUCCGUUGCAAUCCAUCUUUGAUGGCGGAAAUAUCAUACACUUUGUGCAAUCGACGGGAACAUCUAGCUAACAGAGUCUACUGUGUCACCAGUGCAUCACGCGAUGCCUUGGUCUUCUCUCGCUUGACCAAAAUCAAAGAGAAACCCACGAUAACAAUGGUCUUCCCUGGUCAAGGGUCCCAAUGGGCAGGAAUGGCUAAAGAGCUGAUAAUUGACUAUCCCUCCUUCGACGAAGACAUUACUGAUAUGAGCGCCGUACUGGCCAGACUGGAACAUGCCCCUUCUUGGAAUCUCAGAGACGAACUGUUGGAGCCAGAACGCACUAGCAAUUUAAUUAUGUCAGAGUACUCCCAGCCGCUAGUCACGGCUGUUCAGGUGGCAUUAGUGAACCUUCUCCGUCAAUGGGGCAUUCGGCCUGAUGCAGUAGUUGGUCACUCCGGUGGAGAGAUCGCAGCCGCUUACGCUUCAAAGGCGAUCACAGCCGGGGAGGCAAUAAUAAUCGCAUAUUACCGUGGGUACCUGACCAAAGGAUACCCACGACCGGGUGGGAUGGCCGCCAUAGGGCUUGGCUAUAAGGAAGUCGCCCACUAUUUGACUCAAGGGAUCGUGAUAGCGUGCGAAAAUAGCCCGCAGAGUAUUACGCUAUCAGGGGAUCUUGAUGUCUUGGAAAAGGCCUGUGAAGCAAUCAAGAGAGACAAUCCGGGGUGUUUCGUUCGUAGGUUGAAUGUGGAGAUGGGGUAUCAUUCUCACCAUAUCCUGGAUAUUGGCGAAUCCAUUGAGUCCUUCCUGUGCCAGAAUGUCCACAGCAAGGCUCCUGUAGUGCCCUUUUUCUCGAGUGUCUACGAAAAGAGAAUAGAAGGGCCAGGUCGUUUAGAUGCGGGCUACUGGCGAGAAAACGCGGAAAAGCCGGUCCUGUUCUAUGGUGCUGUCAAGCAUUUGAUGGACAGUGAAGGAUCCACCGAGCAUCUUUUCCUCGAGAUGGGUCCACAUAGUGCCCUCAAAGGGCCGCUCCGACAGAUUUCCCAAGAAGCUAACCGGUCUAAAGACAUUUACCUCGCAGCCAUGACCAAAGGUAAGGACUGUACCGAAUCCAUACUUCACAUGGUCGGGGAGCUAUACUUGAACAAUGUAUCAUUGGAUUUCCAGAAGAUCUGCCCAGCAAGGCGCUUGCUCACUAACUUGCCACUAUACCAGUGGCACCAUGAGCAUGAGUAUUGGUCUGAAAGCAGAAUGUGCAAAGAGUGGAGGUCCCGUGAAUUUCCUCACCACGAAUUACUGGGCUCUCGCACCCUGGAGGGCAACGACCUACGACCCGAAUGGCGCAACAUGCUUCGUUUAGAAGACGUGCCAUGGCUUCGAGAUCAUCGAAUUAUCAAUGAUACCGUAUUCCCCUGUGCAGGCUACCUUGCAAUGGCAGUGGAGGCCAUGCGACAGAUCUCCUCAGACGACCGUUGCGGCUUCCGGGAUGUCAUGGUGCACACAGCAUUAAUAUUGAAUGAGUCCAAGACAGUUGAGAUGAUCACGAAUCUACACCCUAUCCGGCUUACCACUAUGUUGGACUCUGACUGGUGGGAAUUCAGCAUAAUCUCGUUCAACGAGACUGCCUGGAUCAAGCACUGUGUAGGCCAGAUCCGAGCGGGGGCCACGCAUCCUACCUCAAUACCGCCCCCUUCCCAGUAUCCCCGGUCAGCCAACGGCCUGUAUGCAAUGAUGAAGAGAAUCGGUCUUAACUAUGGCCCAUGUUUCCAAGGUUUGACUGGAGUGACUUGUCUACCGGGUAAGAACGUGGCUUCUGCCAGGCUAGUGGCAACUACGGUAUCUGAAUCACCCUACGUCGUUCACCCAACAACCAUAGAUCACUGUCUGCAACUGUUGGUUCCAGCAAGUUGUGACGGUAUUUACCGUCGCAUAUCCCAUUUAUGUGUUCCAACAAGGAUUGAGCAAAUCUAUAUCAGUAGCAGCAGGAGUCUCACGGAUGCGGUAGUCGAUGCUGCUGCCACAACUAGCUCUACCAGUGCGAUUUCCGGAAAAGUGGUAGCGAAGUCCGAAAAAGGCAUUUUUCUGUCUCUAGCGGGAGUCAGAUAUUCCCCUUUGGAAAGAAAUUCAAUAGCGGACAAGCCUGAUACGAUCGGGGCAGCUAAAUUACACUGGAAGCCCCACAUUCAACUGAACAUGAUACAUUUCAUGAUCAAAACCAGUGAGGGCUCAAGAAAAGGCUCAACAAACCUUGAACGACUGGAAAAACUGGCACUUCUGUGUAUGGUUGAGAUAGGCCAUCGGACAUUCCAUCUGGACUGUGACAUCAAGCACCUACAGAAGUUCCGCUCGUGGAUUGGGCUCCAAAUAGUUAGGGCAUGGAACAACAAGUACGAUUUGCUUCCAAAUGCAGAGGAGAUGUUGUUUCACAGCACUGAUGCCCGGCUCGCAUUGAUUCACGAGUUGAAAUACUUCGUGUCGCAAACCGACGCUGGAAUCGUAGCCGAGCUCAUCACCAGGAUUCUAGAUAAUUGCAUUGCUCUCACCCAGGGGCAAGUGGACAGUCUUGAAUUACUCCAAGCAGACAACGGACUUGGCAAGUAUUAUGAUUUCGCCGAGUCUAGAACAAACUCAGUCAAGUUCUUCGCUUCUGCGGGCCAUACAAAUCCCACCUUGAGGGUGCUCGAGAUUGGGGCUGGCACCGGAAGCGUCACGGCAACGGCCCUGCGAGGUCUAACCACAUCCUCUGGCCUGGAGUGA